This is a messenger RNA of Parnassius apollo (apollo), 1248 nucleotides long. The record is from the annotation of a GenBank genome assembly. NCBI's taxonomy places the organism in Eukaryota, Metazoa, Arthropoda, Insecta, Lepidoptera, Papilionidae.
AUGUCUGAGCAGUCAAAUACUGUUUGUGCACUCAAUAGUGGAGCGAAGAAAGAGAAACGUCGAGAAAGGAAAGCUUUAUCCGAAAGAAACAAUAAAUACAUUGACAAUGACCCGCUGUGCUUAAGAAUUCAAUGUACGUGUAAUCAUGGACAAAAAAGCAAUUUUAAAUGUAAACAAAUAUCGCAACAGGAUGUCGUUCGAAACCGUAAGAACUUUUAUUCAACAUCCAAAAAAGUUCACCAAGACGUGUACUUAUGUCGUCUCAUUAGUGCAUUUGAACCCCAACGUAGAGGCAAAGGCACACCACGGCCUUCUGGUAAAACAAAACUUCGAAAGUUAAGUACAUCAUUCUUCCUAUAUGGGAAAAAGAAAAUAAUGAAAAGGGUAUGCAAAUCAUUUUUCAUGGCAGUAUUUUCUAUCAAAAGGCAGAGGUUAUCAACUAUUAUGAAAUGUGUGAUGGAUGGCAAAGUUCCAAAGGAAGAAAGAGGAGGUGACAGGCGUUCAGCCAAAUCUCAUGAGAAAAAAGAACAUUUACGCAAUUUCCUCCGAAACCUUCCUUGCAGUGAAAGCCACUACAAUAGAGCGAAAAGCAAGAGGGUAUAUUUGGAUGCCGCUUUAAACAUGAAAAAAUUGAGAAUGUUUUACAAUAAUAGUGUGCCAAAUGACCUGAAAGUCAAGAGAACAAUGUUUUACGAAGUGUUCACAUUUGAAUUUAACAUUGGAUUUCGUUCACCUGCAUCAGAUGCCUGCAGUUCCUGUAUACUAUUGAGUAAUAGUAUAAAAAACGAACAAAUUUCGACAAAAAAACAAGAACUUAUGACAAAACUUCGCAUCCAUAAAUUGCGAGCAAAUUUUUUCUAUAAACUUUUAAAGAAAAGGGUUGAUGAUAGUAUUACUAUUCGUUUUGAUCUCCAGCAGGGCAGACAAUUGAACUGCGUAGUAAAAGCUUCACCAAACUAUAGGUUUGACUCUGGAGAACAGUUUAUAUCACUACUGAAAAGGGGCAGACGUCACCCCAGAAAUAUAGAACAAAUUCAGGAAGACCGAGGACUGAGUGCUGCAAAGAAAAAUGAUGUGACUAGUCUAUUAACAAAACAGUUCGGUGCAGAUUGGGAGAACCUUUCGGCAUUAGAAUGGUACAAACAAAUAUUAAGCUGUUCUAGAAACAUUGCAGAACAAAACGAAGAAAUAGAUGAUGAUGAAGCAUGUAUUUGUACUGAAAUGGAUACAGAAGACAUAAGAAUUUGA